AUGAUGUGCUCGAUCUCGGCCGCGAAGGGGGUAAGCCUCCCGGAGGAGCAACUCACAGGGCAACUCAAUGUCCGCAACACCUUCAUCGAUUCGGAAGAUGCGGAGUCGCUCCAAGAGCGAUUCAGCAACAUGCGCAAAGUGAGCUCCUGUCCAGCUCUUUAUGCACACAAGGUUGACGAGACAGACACGGCCGAAAGAUUGCUGGCUGAGCCUCGAGGACAAGACUCUCCAGCACACAAGGCCGAGACUACCGAUCCCUCGCGGACGCGGCUUUCCAGCGGCGCCAAGAUGUUCCAACCACGGCCUGCAGCCACAAGUACCACCUUCUAUGCCACCCCAGCACGACCUUGCUUGCAGGUGCCACCCACACCGUCGAACAUGAUGAGUUUUCCGGCCCCCAACUACUCUCCGAGCAGAGCUCAGGUGGUCCUGGGGUCUCCGGCGCUGCCGAGCCUGGGAUCUGGCGGCCACGCCACCCACGAGUGCAAGCCGUGCGUCUUCUUCCACAAGAAGGAGGGGUGCGCCAGUGGGAGGACAUGCUUGUUCUGUCAUCUUUGCGACGAAAGUGAGAAGCGCCGUCGGCAGCGCCAGCGCCGCAGGCGAUUGGCAGAGCCCAAUAUCUAG
This is a messenger RNA of Symbiodinium necroappetens, 624 nucleotides long. The record is from the annotation of a GenBank genome assembly. NCBI's taxonomy places the organism in Eukaryota, Dinophyceae, Suessiales, Symbiodiniaceae.